GGAAUUCCUCGGGAGGCUGCAGGAUGACAGGGGUCAUCAAAGGCCACCUGGACCCUUUAAAAGCAGCGUGUAAGGCCUGGACUCGACACAAAACGCGGUAGCGCUGAGAAGAGUAGAUCGCGCGUCUGUUCAGACAACAGCAAACAUUCGCUCUGAAAAGAUUCGACUUAUACACCACAUUCACACCAUGAGACCACUUCCACUCGCUUUGCUGUUCGCUCUAGCGAGCCUGAGCUGCCAGCAAAGGGCGAGACAUCAUGCAGAGCAUCACAGAGAACACGGGAAAAGUGCUGGACUGUACCAUCCUCACAGAUACCCACUGUACAUGAUGCAGCUGUAUCGAGACUACAAAUCAGUGGACAUGAGGAAAACAGCUGUCCGUGUGAACACUGAUGCUUUGCAUCAGACAGACUCCGUGCUGAGUUUGGUGGCCAAAGACUGUCAUCAGAUCGGCGAGAGGUGGAAGGUCACUUUCGACAUGUCCUCGCUGUUUGGCACCCAAGAAAUCCGGCUUUCCGAGCUCCGCGUCCGCGUGCCCGCCUUUUCCGCGUCCGUGGUAGAGCUCUAUCACGCGCAUAACAGCGCCCCCGAAGCACGCGUCUUCCUCGGCAGCAUCAAGGUUACACCGGGACUCUCCUCCUCUUCCUCCUCCUGGAAGGUGUUCAACGUAACUGAUCUUCUCACAUACUGGCUGAAUCACGGGGGCGAAUCACUGUGGCCUGCAACCGAGCCAGCGGCCGAAAAUAACCUCCUGCGCGCUGUGGAAGAGGGCAGCGGAAAUGAUGAGACUGAACCAUCUCCUCGCUGCAAAAUUCAACACCUCACCACUGACCGAGUGAUGAUUGUAGUGUUCCUAAAGAGCUCGUCGAGUCAGGGUCACCAGAGCAGUUCUACGUUAAUGCAAACAGUACAGCACUCCAAAUACGUGGUCCUAGACCGACCUGGUAACGCAAGGCGACGCAAGAGGAACCGGAUGGAUCCGGGACAUGUUCGGGAGGUGGCGAGUGAAAACGUGACUGGGUCAGUGAUGGAAUCCGUGCAAAGACCGCUGUGCAGACGAGUGGACAUGUGGGUGGAUUUUGACCAGAUUGGGUGGAAUGAGUGGAUUGUGCAUCCGAAACGCUACAAUGCGUACCGAUGUGAAGGAGAAUGUCCAGUUCCCUUGGAUGAAUCUUUCAAGCCUACGAAUCACGCCUACAUGCAGAGUCUGCUGAAGCUUUACCACCCAGAGCGCGUUACCUGUGCGUCGUGCGCGCCCACGCGCCUCAGCUCGCUCUCCAUGCUGUAUUAUGAGGGCGAUGACGUAGUGCUGCGUCACCACGAAGACAUGAUCGUAGAAGAGUGCGGAUGCCAGUGAAGCUGACCGGGAUUUCCCUGGAUUAUGAGACACUUUUUCACUUACUCUUCUUAAAUUGCACACUUUGGCUUUGAUGAUAGUAUUUUAUCUGUGUUUUAUCUGUAUUUGUAUUUUACCUGUAUUUGGUUAAAAUGGCAAAUGUCAAAAGCCACUAGUCUAUUGAGAGAACUGAAAUAUUUAAUAUUUAAAUAGAAUGUUUGGAAGUGAACUAAUUUCUAAUCAUUUAUAUAUGUACAUAAUGUAUAUAUGAGUAGUUAACGCAUAAAUAUAUAUAUAUUUUUAAUACAGCAUAUUUGCUUUGUAAAUGCUUCUAAUCUUUUAUAUU
This is a messenger RNA of Hemibagrus wyckioides, 1682 nucleotides long. It is a transcript of the gene spaw, whose product is annotated as southpaw. Lineage: Eukaryota; Metazoa; Chordata; Actinopteri; Siluriformes; Bagridae. Gene Ontology annotation, biological process: SMAD protein signal transduction; BMP signaling pathway. Bases 188 to 1357 code for a protein of 389 amino acids. The record is from RefSeq and is a predicted model, not a curated record. Gene Ontology annotation, cellular component: extracellular region. Gene Ontology annotation, molecular function: type I activin receptor binding; growth factor activity; cytokine activity. The transcript has 3 exons.